Molecule: messenger RNA, 1107 nt
Organism: Malus domestica (apple)
Lineage: Eukaryota; Viridiplantae; Streptophyta; Magnoliopsida; Rosales; Rosaceae
Source: RefSeq, a predicted model, not a curated record
GGAUCGGUAUUGCAAUUGGGAUUCCCGAAAAUUUCGGUUUGGGAAUCGGGACAAGGGUUUCGGUAUGGGAUCCCAUACCGAACCACCCCUAAUUCUUAUACCCUAAUAAUUUUCUAGGGUUUUAGUCUGCGUGUUCCAAAGGCCAGUUCUCCAUCUAGGGUUUUGCCUGCGCUUUAAUUCCAUCAUCUAAAGAGUAAGGAGGGAUUCGGAAUUUCAUUCGACUGCUCAGGAAUCCCAAUUCUUCAUCGUCAAGCAUGUCGUCUUUAAGGAACGCCGUUAGCCGACGGGCUCACAAGGAGCGAGCUCAACCGGAAUCGAGGAAAAAAUUUGGGCUUCUUGAAAAGCAUAAGGACUAUGUUGAGCGUGCGAAAGCAUAUCACAAAAAGGAGACUUUACGGAUACUGAAGCAGAAAGCCUUCUACAGAAACCCAGAUGAGUUCAACUUCAAGAUGAUCAAGACACGAACUGUUAAUGGAGUCCAUAAAUUAGAGAGUCAGGCAAACAAGUACACUCCAGAAGAGCUCAUGCUUAUGAAGACCCAAGAUAUUGGAUACAUAUUUCAGAAAGUGCAGAGUGAGAAAAAGAAAAUUGAAAAGUUAACUGCGACACUGCACUCUCUUGAUAAUCGGCCUUCAAGUAGACACGUUUACUUUGCCGAAGACAGAGAGGAGGCUAGAGAAAUUCAAUCACGUUCAAGAAGUGGAAAAAUGCCAGUUUCUGAGGACAUUCCUGAUCAUAUAAAAAGGAAAACAGCUGGUUCCUACAGAGAGCUCGAAGCAAGGAGUAACAGAGUCAAUGAGUUGGAGAAAAUCUAUAUGGAUAUGGCAAUGCAGAAGGAAUUAAAGAAAAAGGGUAAAAAACGCAAACUAUGUGAAGAUGAGAUUGUCUCCCCAUCAUCCAACCUUGUAUUCAAGUGGCGGGCAGAGCGGAAGCGUUAAAAAGGAAUGAGCCUGCUAGUGACAUCUAGGCCCUGGAAAAGAAGAAGUACGGACCUUAUGUACCGGAAAUUUUGUCAUCGUUAUGAAUUUUUAAAGUUGUGAAGACUGUUGGAGUAUGAUAAUUAAACUGAAACUUUCUACCGAGUAGUGACCACUUGAUCUCUGACCA